Molecule: messenger RNA, 1465 nt
Organism: Phalaenopsis equestris
Lineage: Eukaryota; Viridiplantae; Streptophyta; Magnoliopsida; Asparagales; Orchidaceae
Product: E3 ubiquitin-protein ligase ATL31-like
Exons: 1
Coding region: 218-1465 (415 amino acids)
Source: RefSeq, a predicted model, not a curated record
AAUAAACUGCAGAAGCCACCAAUUCCAUGGCAGAUUCCCAGGUGCCUCUUCGCGCAGCCGUGACCGGACCCACUCCACUCAAAUCUCUAGCCGUCCGUUUCCAUCUCGACGGCUAAUGGACCACCCCAACUCCUUAUAUCGCCUCCCCUGUCGCGGCUUCGCUUCUCGCUCUUAUUUCCAACUCCCCUGACCAGCCUCCGCUGCACAACACUCUCCAAUGGCCGUACAUUACCGCCACCCUCCCGUCGCCGCCCGUUUUCAUGUCUUCCUAUUUCUUCUCUUGAUCGGACACUGCGUCGAAGCCCAAUCACCGCCUAAUGAAAUCACCAGCAACAAUAGCCCUAACAUAUCGCCCACUUUCAACCCAUCCAUGGCCAUCAUCAUCGUCUUGCUUGUCAGCGCCUUCUUCUUCCUCGGCUUCUUCUCCAUCUACAUCCGCAACUGCAGCAACGAACAAAACAACAGCUUCGCCGUCGCCCCCGCCGCCGCCGCCAUCUCCCGCAUACGGAUUCAACAGGGGCUUGAUCCUCACGUUCUCGAAAAUUUUCCGACGCUGGUGUAUUCAGAAGUGAAGGAACACAAAAUCGGAAAGGGCGCGCUCGAGUGUGCGAUCUGUCUCAACGAAUUCGAGGACGACGAGACCAUCCGCCUCCUCCCCGAAUGCGACCACGUGUUCCAUCUGGAGUGCAUAGAUGCCUGGCUCGGCACCCAUGUCACUUGCCCUGUUUGCCGUACUAAUUACGCCCUCCAUUACCCCAAUCGUACAUCCAGAAUACCCGCGCGGAACGAAGGCUCGCUCGUCGCCUCGGCGCCGCUGGAGCCCGUUUUACCUCCCGAUGCUCCGCCGGCGCAUCAUGUGGUGAUUACGCUGGAUGAUAUGGAUGAGAGGAAAGCAGAGAUGAGGGAGUUUGCGAGGAUCGCGAGCAGGGUGAGGGGUAAUGGGCCGAGGAAGUCCAAGCGGUUGUCUAAAUCUCAUUCCACGGGGCAUUCGAUGAUUCUGCAAGGAGAGGCGAAUCUUGAUCGAUACACGUUGCGGCUGCCGGAGAACUUGAGGAAGGAGAUCAUCGCGGCCGGGAAGCUCCAGAGGGCGAGUACCUUCGCCGUGACGGUGAGUGUGGGUGGCGCCGGCGAGACGAGUAUGAGGAAGAUUUCGAGGGGAGGUGGGGAAGGAACCAGCCGGAGUAGCCGCGCUAUUCGGCUCGGCCGGUCGGACCGGUGGCCGUCUUUCUUCGCGCGCUCGCUGUCUUCGAAGAUUUCGACGUUCGGGAACAGGAGGAAGGGGGAGGAAGCAAACGAAAAGGACAUGGUCAUGACCAGGAAGUUAAGCGGCGUUAAAGCUGCAGUGGAUAGUCGCGACGGCGGCGGCGGCGGUAAGGGGGCAGUGGAUAGCCGGGACGGCGGCGGCGGCGGCGGCGGCGGCAACUACUCCGACGAGGCGUCGACGGCGCCGCUAAACCGGGUUUAA